Molecule: messenger RNA, 4605 nt
Organism: Spirometra erinaceieuropaei
Lineage: Eukaryota; Metazoa; Platyhelminthes; Cestoda; Diphyllobothriidea; Diphyllobothriidae
Source: the annotation of a GenBank genome assembly
AUGGGUUCAUCCCCACCGCGUAUGGUUAUUCAGGAUACAGGUUCUCAGUAGAAGACUAGAUGACAUCAACAGGCUCGCCAGAAAGAAGGGAAAUGCCAUCUAAAAAACGGUCGAAAUCCAUUAUCAGGCCUUCAAAUAGACGAACGAAUAUCUUGCCGUAGUUUGAGCAAGAACAAAACUCAUUUUGCGGUUAACAUUAAAUGAAUAUCGAAGGGUAGGGAAACUGGACCAAGCUGUCUCCAGAAUGAUACCCAGUUGAAAAGUGAGGCAGGUCGUUGGUGGUUUUUCAGAUCCGAACUCAUUGAAACGUAUUCAUAUCGGACGGUGUCUAGAAAAAGAAAUUGGGUUGGUCGUGCUCGUUGCAAGAAGUUCUGAGGGCAAAAUAGAUGCCAUAGACAGAUUCACCAGUGCGGAAUGAAAAGUACCGAACCAAGGAUCGAAAUCCAACUUUGUGCUCUAAAAUAAAGAAGCAUACGUAGGAGACUUGUAGUGCCAUUUUCGUGAAUGUGAUAUAAUUUUGCUCCAUAAACAGUCGAAAUCCGACUUUCUGGGGGAUUGCAUAUAGGAGGCCAACUCUAUAACACUUCGUUGAUAUACAAUCCGAGAGAGCUUAAACUUUGAGCGAGUCUUUAUUACUUUUUUGGGUAGAUCAUUGAAUUAUAGAACCCACACACUUUUCUACAGUCUGUGCUAAAAAUAGUUUUCUGAAUAGGCCGGCCACGAAUAUGUGUGUUGUAUCCAGCCGGUCAACUCUUGGAAUUCUCCACGCCCUCCUCUCAAGUGCUUCCACAUUUGGCCCCUGUUGACAUUCCCCUUCCCCUUUUGUAACUUUUUUUUGAGCGCGAUCGGCGUUCUUUUAAUUAACUAAUUUUGUAUUCUGACCUUGAGCUGGGAAUUCGAUCUGCUCGAACAUUAACAAAGGAAUUCUUUGUCCAGGGUAUCCAUUGUUGAGUACUGUGGAAUUCUUUGCUGGCAAAGUGACGCGUAUAAACACCGAAAGCUGUUUUGGCUUAUACGCGUCACUUUGCCAGCAAAGAAUUCCACAAUUUGUAUGGUGGUAAUAUGGACAUUUCAGAAGACGGAACGUGAAUGCGCUAUGUAGAUUUGUCUGUUAGCAAUUCCAUCUUCUCCGUCGAAGAGGUCUGCCUUGCAAAACUGAUGGUACCCUGGCUGGUGGGUCGGCCGUUUAGGACGCUCGAAGAGAUUUCGUGAGGUCGGCUCUUCGUCCGCCCCCGGGCAUCGGUUUUUAACUUCAUUCUUAUUUCUGAACGACUAAAUUCGCUCUCUAAAUCGGCGAACAUCACAACCAAGAAAUUUUACCUCAGGCAUUUCUGAUUGCUGUAGCAUGAAGUGAAGCCGCCGAAUAGCAGGCCCGUCCACUUAGUUCUGCAUCAACUAAAUCCCCUCCUCGAAGGUUCACGCCCGUUCCAGGAAACGAAACCGCAUGGAUAUGCAAAGCUGACUUUCAAUGCUAAGAAAAACGUGCUGUUGUCCAAAAUAACUACUUGAGUAGGAUUAGUUUUUGCAUCGGUUUUCCACACCCUUCUAAAUACGAGUAUAUUUUAUAGAAAAGAUGUACAAAAAAUAUUCUUUCUACUACUCAUUUGGCAGAAAGUUACGAAUUCUUUACAUUUUAUAUUUGAAGAAAUAGUAUCUUUCGGUUUCAAAAAACCCUCUAGUUCGCGAAUGAUUUUGAAACCGACCUGUCGUCUCCCUCGCAUUCAGGGCUUCUAAACUACAAAAUCUGUAUUUUCCGUGUUUGGAAAAUCAUGUAUUCUUAUGGGCUACUAAGACUAAGCCGUUCGACAUUCAUAAAAUCUUGCAGGGGAUUUGAUUCAUAAGCAGCACUAGCAAACGAAGAGAUACGGUGGUUUAUGAAAGGACAUUUCAGGAUCUUAAAAAAUCUCAUAAUUAUAAACUUAACUCAACCUGGUGAUACUCCUUUCUAAGCAUAGAAUUUGAGGAAGUAAUUCUCCGCUAUAGUAGCAAAGGAACGACAAUUUUAGGUGGGUUUUCCGUGAGACAUAUUGGAAUUUAUGAGGGCAGCGAUAAUUCAUUGGAAAAAUCCAUGCUACUCAACCAGUCAUUUUUCCUCAGUAUAGUUUAUCCAGACGAGACCAACGAAGCUCGGUCAAAAGCUGGCAUGCUUAUAUGACCGAAAUAUUUAGAGGUGACGGAGAUGAACAGAUGACUAUUAAGGAAAAAUUACGAAUGCCAUGUGGAACAAAUAACAAGUGCAGUGGUUGAAAUCCUUCAAAAUAUUUCUAAUCCGGAAUAGCAGACUAAAGUCAGCUCUCAGCUGAGGGACUCACAUUAAUUUAAGGUUAUUCAGAUAGGUAUGAUUGAGGGGGAAGAAUAAGGAUACGUCUAAUAGAAGUGACUUCUUGUAAAAUACAUUUAUAAUGUUAGAACGACUAAAUUCGCUCUCUAAACCGGUGAACGCCACAACCAAGUAAUUUUACCUCAGACAUUUCUGAUCACUUCAGCAUGAAGUAAAAACCGCCGAAUAUCAGGCCUGUCCACUUAAUUAUGCAGCAACUGAAUUCCCUCCUCUAAGGUUCACACUACUUCUAUUUCGUAACACAUGAUCACCACCUGAUGCAACAGCCACCGGUGGGCAUCCGCGUCGUUGGUCGGGUUCAAGGUCGCACGAAGCCAAUCGAUACAACUUAGUCCUUGAACUGCGUCACAAAGCAACUCGACGAGCUACGAGAUGCUAAGUCCAACGAGAAUGUUACGUCGUUACAUUAAAUGGUGGAAUGAUGUUCCAGAUGUAGCUAGAUCAUCAACUUUACCGUAUGAACAAGGCAUAUUUACUCAGGAUGUAGGCGGACCGCCAUACGCGGAUAGCAGUAAGUCCAUUCCUCGCUCGUAUCCUUCAAGAUUCAUUCUUUCAUCAUCUCAUCGUCUACAACACUUACGCCACAAUUUGAAUGCGUAUAAAUAAAGUAGUUUGAGAAAUUAUGAAUAAGGCAUAUGCAUCGCAAAAGGUAUUUAUGAAUGCAUGUUCUAGCUUACAUCGGCAGAUCCUUUAAACCUGCUUUAUUAAUUAUAGCCAUCUAAGUGUCACAUAUCCAAUAUGUAUGGCCACGGAUGAGGGACGACAUCAGGCAUAGGGUAGCAUUGCUUUAGAUUGUUGAUGUAAGCUUUCAUGCAUUCAUUUUAAAUCAUGACUUUCUCCCUAAAAGUAGAUCAGAUUUCAAGUAAUGAAUUUUCUUCAACUUCUCUUCUAGUUCCUAGUGCAUCACAAUACAAUAGGUACGAAUGGCCAAAUUGCGCAACUCCCGUCAGCACACUUAGCGUAGCAUCCUCAUCUACAGAUCCCAUGACUUUUAAGGACAAUAGAAAUGCGCACAGUAAGGAGGAAUCUAGCAUUGAACAGGGCAUAAGCUUUAACUCUGAUACAUCCAUAUGGACAACUGGCACCGAGCACACAGCUGUCCGAUGGAGAUCAGCUCCCUCUAGACUAGGUGAGAAAAUCUCCCAGGCAACAAGUUUGGAAUAUGUCAGUUGCUUGAGCCUCACAAGGGAAGAAGACCUUCGCACUCUGGAAGUUAAUUCAACUCCCAUAACGCAACCAUCAAAUCCCGCACACCAGAAGGAGUCGGAAGGUGGAGUGGAUAGUGUAUCAGCGGCCGGUUCAAACAGCUCCAUUUCAUCAAUAUCGUCUUCAUCCUCAACCCCCACGCUUGAUUCCCCACAGAGGGACCCGAGACCCCCAACGCUAGCAUUUACUGCAUCGAAUCCCCGUCCGACUCCACAUCCGCGAUCUCGCAGGUUGGCUCUGAGACAAUCCCAACCAGCAGCCACGUCGCCGCUGUCACCUCCACCAAGGCCGCAGCCACCACCACCACCGCUGUCGUUGUUGGCAUCAAUGCGAUCAAGGAAGUCGCCAUUCUCACAUUCUCCACCACCUCAUCCGUUCACGGCGCCGAUUUCGCCGUCACUAACCCUACCACCAACGUUCCCCUGUCUGCUGGACUUGGAGUUGUGCAGAUCAGUGACGUCACCACAACGGCCCUGCCCACGGCCGCGACACUCGGCCACCCUGACACUCUCAACGCCAACGAAUCCGCCACCGCCAAGGUUGUUGUCCGCACUGGCACACCCACCACCACUUCCACCACCACCGCCACCAGGAUGGUUGACCCUGAAGCGGGUGGAGACAGUAGCGACUGCAGAGGAGUACACGCCUCCGUCUCCGAGGCCGUCCCCUGCCCCCUCCCCGACUCCGUCUCAGCUCCUAAAUGCACUGAUUGCGUGGCCGUCGCCGUCGUCGCCGAAACCCUCAACCCCAUUGACACCACUGCCGGAACCCUUGUCGACGUUGACCCCUUCCCCACAACUUUCUCUUCCAUUGGCUCAAAUCCCAGAAGUGUUGAAGGGGUUGAGUCCAUUGCCAUUAUCAACCCAACCCUCCUCACCAACAGAACUGUUGACAACGUCUACCUCGUUUCCACCAUUAUCCUCAUCACCCUCCACGAUGCUGGUGCCGUUGAAGACGUUGACGAGACCGCCGCCGCCGACGCCACCGCCGACGACGACGCCGACGCCGCCCUCAUCGCCGCCACCACCCCUAUUCAUUUCGCGUCUUUCGCCUGCUGA